Molecule: messenger RNA, 309 nt
Organism: Ramularia collo-cygni
Lineage: Eukaryota; Fungi; Ascomycota; Dothideomycetes; Mycosphaerellales; Mycosphaerellaceae
Exons: 3
Coding region: 1-309 (102 amino acids)
Source: RefSeq, a predicted model, not a curated record
AUGUGGAGGAUGACAUUUAGACCUAAUGCGGGUGCCUUAGGCCGAUCGAUUAUACGUGGCUCCGGGCCGAGAUACUAUGUAGAUAUAUUAACAGCGUUAUAUAUAGACGAUGUAUUUGUUAACAGCGUAAUAUACAAUAUAGGAGAGCAAAUUACUAAACAACAGCGGACUACAAAUUUAACCCAGCUUUAUAGCUUACAUGUGCACCUACUUACUCCUAAGCUUGCUAAUAAGCUAGCGGAAGAUUUGCGAACAAAAGGUCGAGUUAAGAAUAAGAUACUUUGUAUAGAUGGCGUAUGGCGUCUUUAA